AUGGGUAUGAAAGGAAAGUUCAGCAAGGGCUCCGGCGCUUGGAGGAGCGGCAAGUCCAAAGGCUUCCAGAAAGGUAAGCCUAUGACAGGGAAAGCUUCAGAGAAUGCAUCGACAGAAGACUGGAGCGCGCCCGCCGAGACGCCCAGCACAACCAGAAGGAUGAUUGCGCGCAAUUGCUUCGGCAAGGCUCUUUUGCGUCCUUAUGCGAGUGAAGACCUUUCUUUCUUGUAUCUCACAGAUGAGAAUUUCUUUCAGAAGUCGGAGCUGCGUUCCUAUUUGACUGCAGAAAACUCCGAGCUCGACCGCCGACCCGCGUACGGCUGGUCCAUGAUGUGUGGGUCCCUGCGCAGUUUGAUAUCGGCCUUGCCCGGCGAAAAGCUUGUGGAGGGCAUGACAGAGUUGAACCAAUUGCUGGAGCGCGAAAAGAAGUUGGAGAAAGCGCUACAGAAGUGUGCCUGGGAGAGCUAUAAGCAGCAUCACAAGGAUUUCAAGGCUUGCGCCGCAGAAAUCCUGAAGGUUCUGAAGGAGAACUCCAAGGCGUUGCAUCGGAUCCUCCCGGUGAUCAUGACGGAGUGCGCGAAGCUUUACGGGGGAGCUGCGCAAACUCUCGAUGGCGUGGUACACGCCGAUGCUUUGCAGCGAUGGCAGACAAUUGUUCCGGACUGGCCCGAAGGCUCGAAGGCGCUGAAGCGUUGGCGCAAGGAUAAACCCACCCUGCAGUCCACCGCCGAGUUCUUGGAAAAGGCCUAUGAGGCGCGGAAGCACGUAGAGAAGUCCUGGCAGGUUCAGCAGGCUUGGCACGGCGAUGACUCCUCGCUCGAAUCCAAGGAGGACAGCAGCUCCGGGGCGAAUCCUUGGGGACGCUACGGCGAUCCCGCGUCUUCGUCUUCGGAUGCCAAGAAGAUGAAGAAGAGCAAGAAGGCCGGCAAGCCCAAGAAAUCCGGAAAGAAACCGAAGAAGACCAAGAAGGUGAGCUCAUCAGAGACAAGCGAAGCGACCGACCCUAAGCUCAAGAAGAAAUUCGGCAAGAAGGCGAAGAAGGCGAGCUCCUCCGACACGGCUGACGCAGUGGAGACAAAGACCAAGAAGCACAAGAAGGAUGCCGAGUCAGCGGAUCCGCAUUCCAAGGAGACUGCAAAGCCAAUCGACGACACGGAGGCCUCGAAAGAGAUCCAGGAGGUCUGCGACGACGAGUGA
Messenger RNA from Symbiodinium sp. CCMP2592, 1197 nucleotides. The record is from the annotation of a GenBank genome assembly. NCBI's taxonomy places the organism in Eukaryota, Dinophyceae, Suessiales, Symbiodiniaceae.